AUUUCGCAAACGCCAGGGAAAGGAAACUUUGGGGAAACUGAAAGUAGCGAGGACGGGAAGCACCCACGGAGCACACAGCGUCCCCGGGGCCUGAGGAAUCCGCUCUGUGUAGGGACCAUGAGCCGCACUUCCCAGCGCUUGUUCGCCGGCCCCCACGCCGGAGUCCCCGCGUCCUACGAGAUGCUCAAGGAGGAGCACGAGGUGGCCGUGCUGGGGGCUCCCCAGAUCUCAGCGCCCGUGGUGUCCACCGUGGUCAACAUCCAGCCUGAGACGGCCGUGCCCGACCACAUCGUCUGGUCCCUGUUCAACACGCUCUUCUUCAACGUCUGCUGCCUGGGCUUCGUGGCGUUCGCCUACUCCGUGAAGUCCAGGGACCGGAAGAUGGUGGGCGACAUGACGGGGGCCCGGAGCUACGCGUCCACCGCCAAGUCCCUGAACAUCGCGGCCCUGGUCCUGGGCCUCCUCAUCAUAUUUGGUGUCAUCACUGCUGCCAUCACCCGUGCUAUCAUUUCUGUUACUUGACUGGCUCACUGAUAAUGUGGAAGAAACUUUGAUGUCACCAAGAGUGAGGAGGCUUCUGGUGGCUGCCCAUAGACUGAGGCUGUCACCUCUUCACAGCUGUUCAUGCACACGUGUCCACAACCGAGUGCAAUAAAGGACAUGCACCUGA
This is a messenger RNA of Phyllostomus hastatus (greater spear-nosed bat), 670 nucleotides long. RefSeq names its product interferon-induced transmembrane protein 3-like. The record is from RefSeq and is a predicted model, not a curated record. The transcript is spliced from 2 exons. Gene Ontology annotation, biological process: response to type II interferon; negative regulation of viral genome replication; type I interferon-mediated signaling pathway. Gene Ontology annotation, cellular component: plasma membrane. NCBI's taxonomy places the organism in Eukaryota, Metazoa, Chordata, Mammalia, Chiroptera, Phyllostomidae. Bases 118 to 522 code for a protein of 134 amino acids.